AUCGAUAAGUAUAUCGGAGUGGAGCAUUUCACAUGUGAAGGCAAAAAUUUAGCCAGUAUUAAAUUAUUUGUUAAACAAUUGAAUUAAGACUAAACCAAUGGCGGACACUAAGGAGACGGUGGUGGAGGGCGUGGAGGCGCUCACGCUGAAUGGAAAACCUGACGCGGAACCGGUGGAAACUGGCACAGACGCCCAGGCGCAGGAGGCAGCGGGUGAUGGAGCCGCUGCCGCAGCCGAAGAUGUUGUGGAUCCGUGGAAUGUGGCCAGCAGCAACGACGCGGGCGUCGACUACGAUAAGCUGAUAAAACGCUUUGGCUCAAGCAAAAUCGAUGAUGAGCUUAUCGCACGCUUUGAGAAAAUCACGGGGAAGCCCGCUCACCACCUGAUCAGGCGCGGCAUGUUCUUCUCGCACCGCGAUCUGCACACCAUCCUCACCCUGCGGGAACAGGGCAAACCCUUCUAUCUGUACACGGGUCGCGGUCCCAGUUCUGGUUCCCUGCACGUGGGCCAUUUGGUGCCCUUCAUAAUGACCAAGUGGCUGCAGGAGACGUUCGAUGUGCCGUUGGUCGUCCAACUGACUGACGAUGAGAAGACUUUGUGGAAGGACCUGAAGGUGGAGGACGCCAUUAAGCUGGCGCGCGAGAAUGCCAAGGAUAUUGUGGCCAUGGGCUUUGACGUCAACAAGACGUUCAUAUUCAAUAACCUGGAAUUUAUGGGAAAAUGUCCCGCCAUGUACCAGAACAUUAUACGCAUCCAAAAGUGCGUUACCUUUAACCAGGUGAAGGGAAUUUUCGGUUUCGGCGACUCGGAUAUUAUUGGCAAGAUCGGCUUUCCAGCCGCCCAAGCAGCUCCUGCCAUCUCCAGCACCUUUCCCUUCCUGUUCGGAAACAAGAAGGUGCACUGCCUCAUCCCGUGCGCCAUUGACCAGGAUCCGUACUUCCGCAUGACACGCGACGUUGCCCCGCGCCUUGGAUUCCCCAAGUGUGCGCUUAUCCACUCGACCUUCUUCCCGGCGCUGCAGGGUGCCAAAACGAAGAUGUCGGCUAGUGACCAGAACUCGGCUGUUUAUCUCACUGACACGCCCAAGCAGAUCAAGAACAAGAUCAAUAAGUACGCCUUCUCCGGUGGUCGCGCCACCGUGGAGGAGCACCGCAAGCUGGGCGGUGUGCCGGAGGUUGAUGUAUCCUAUCAGUUGCUGAAAUUCUUCCUGGAGGAUGAUGCUAAGCUGGAGGAGGUGCGUGUGGCCUACAGCAAGGGUGAGCUGCUUACGGGCGAGAUCAAGAAGCUGGCCGUGGAGACUCUCACACCCAUUGUGGAGCAGCACCAGGCAGCCCGCAAGCUGAUAACGGACGAAGUACUGGACAAGUACUUUGAGCUGCGACCCCUGAACUUUGGCAGUUAAAACUCUAAUGGAGUUGAAGUGACCGCCGGCAUUUUCUUGACAACGAUUAACUUUACUCUGUCGCUUAAAUCGAACUAAGUGCGAUUAGUUCAGCAGGGACUCCUAUGUACAUAGCUCUAAUGAAUUGAUCUAUGCCGUGGCUCUGAGCCCGGAUGGCACCCACUUAAUGCAUCGUUGUACUCGCUAUUUAUUUUAAUAUUUUACACAAACGGUGUUUAUUUUUUAUAAAGCUGAAACAAUAAAUAUGCCUUCGAUUCGCAAUCGCA
This is a messenger RNA of Drosophila kikkawai, 1668 nucleotides long. RefSeq names its product Tryptophanyl-tRNA synthetase (gene TrpRS). The record is from RefSeq and is a predicted model, not a curated record. Gene Ontology annotation, molecular function: tryptophan-tRNA ligase activity; ATP binding. Lineage: Eukaryota; Metazoa; Arthropoda; Insecta; Diptera; Drosophilidae. Gene Ontology annotation, biological process: tryptophanyl-tRNA aminoacylation. Gene Ontology annotation, cellular component: cytoplasm.